AUGGAAAAUCAAUUCAAUGCGAAAUUAGAAUGUGUCACGGAUUUUAGCUUAUUUGAAAAAUUAAAAAAAUCGAUCAUAAAGGACAAUGUGAACGAACUGUACAUAUCCUCGUUAAGAUCCAUUUUGGAAAAGUUAAAGGACCCAGUUGUUGAUACCAAUCACAUCAUUUGCAAUCACCAGUACGCAGAAGCGGUUCUCUUUUUUUACGCAACUUUAAUUAUUGAAAAAUAUGAAUUCGUUUCUAUCUUUUGUGAAGAUAUACUUUCAAGGAACAGAUUUGAAGAUGUAGUGGAAAAGUUAAAAAGGAUAAAAGUGAAACAUGUAGAGAGUUUGAGUAAGAUAAAAAAAAUAAUUGUAGAAAAUAUAGACAACUGUGAGAAGUGCUUGAUGAUUUACUAUCUGUUGCAGAAGGAGUUCCUAGAAAUGAUGUCCAUGUUUACAAAAAAUGACGAAUCAUUAAUAAAUUUCGUGAAAAGAGAAAUUUUCAAGUUCAAUUUUAAUCGACUAUUUAAUAAGAUCAUUUGUCCUGUGGAAUACGACAAAGUCGAUUCUGUUGUACUAGAGCUUAUGCUAAAUGGGGGUAAAAUAUUUCAAGUGAAUGAUAAUUACCAGUUGGAGACGAGCCAGAUAAAUCAGGCCAACCUGAAAUUAUUCACGGAGAAAUUUCUAAGUUUAAAAAAUGACAGUAUAUAUGAUAUUAUAAAAAAGUAUGCCCCCCAUGAGUCGCUAGUUUUUCUUUGCAAUCUUGUCCACAUGGAGUUUAAGAAGUGUAAAAAGUUGCUAACAAAAGUGGAUGGCCAAAUGUGUAAGGAGAUAAGUGGUCCAAACGAUGACUUAAAAAAUUGCAAGGAGAACGAACCGGAAGAAAAUUGGGAUAGCUAUAAUAUCACGGAAAAUUUGCAGUCAUAUGUGUAUGUGCAUAUAUUCCUCCUCUUCCAACAUAGGGAAGUGGAAAAUAGCAUAAUAAAAGUGCUGAAGGAUAAAAUUAUCCUUUACUCGUUAAUGCUGAACGCGCUGAGAUAUGCGGACAAUUUUGUCCAGCUGAUCAUUUUCAAAAUUAUAAAUUUUACCUUCAUAAAUGACGACAACUUUUUAAAUGAUUCAAAUAAAAAAUUGAUAAUAUCUAUUUUGUCCUACUGGGUGAAGCUAGCAGACGCUUGCAUAAUUAAAAUGAUAAACACGAGUUUGCCUGAGGGGAAUGUCGGCCCGAAUGCGCUAAAAACUGAUAAUUUUUUUUUACAAAAAAAAUUUUCAGAAUAUGACAUUUUGAAAUACAUACAGUGUUUAAUCAGUGCAAUAUAUCUUCUAUCCCUUAUUAAGCGGAGGAGCAAAACGGAAGCGUCUAAUUUGUCAGCGGAGCAGUCAACUCUGCAGAAGUAUAAGCGCAGUAUGACCUUUUAUAUGAAUGAAUAUAAUUUGGAGAGCUUAUCCUUGAAGGCCUUUUUUACAAAGAAUGACGCGUAUGACUAUUUCUUGGGUAUCCUAUUUUCAGAAAAUAAAGAAGUAAUUAAUAAGCUGUUUAAUUUAAUAUUCAAGCUGUUGCACUUUGUAAAAAGUUCCAAAUUGUACAUUUCGAAAAACACCAAUGUGAAGAAUAAAUAUUUUGAGGAAGCCACUACAUUUUCUUGCAUAAAUAUUGUGUACAACAUUUUGGACGUGACGAAAAGGAUGUUUAUGAAUUCGUUCGAGGUCGAUGAGUAUACAAAAAAUUUGUACAAAAAAUGUCUCAGAGAAAGGAGAAGCGCCUUUGAUUGCAUCGUUUUGCACUCCUUUCCGCAGUUUAUCACCCACAGGGAUUACUACGUCCGUUUGUACGCAGUUAAGGUUUUGUCAACCCUUUUGUCCGAUUCGACCAUUCGGGAUUCCCUGGAGAAGAACACCAUUUUUGAAAUCUUCGAUUCGCUCAUGGGCAUGAAGUUCCACACCGACCAACAGAAAAGGAACGAUGAGAGGAAGAACGUAAAUACUUUGCUCCUGCUCCUGUUGAAGGCAAAUAUAAGGGACAGCAAAUAUUCCGGUAAAACGACAAACAUAAUAUUCAGCGAUAAACAGAAAGAUGUUAAGAAGUACAUUGCGUCCAUCUGCGAUGAUGGUUUCCCCUUUCUAGAUUUGAAAACCAUGUUUGAGUAUUUUUUUGUCUUGCUUGUAAAAUUAAUCAACGUCAUUGUAAAAAGGGUGUUGUCCCUUUUGGAGAUAGAAAAGUAUAAGGCGCUAUUUAUGAAUGUCUUCGAAAUUUUAGAACUGUUCAUGAAGGAAUUAAAAAAGGAGAGGAGCAAGAAGUGCAGAUCUGUUUUCUUCUCCGCAGCUAUGUAUUUUUCGCACUUGAUUUCGAAUAGCAUAUAUAAGUCCAAGGUGCAUUCCUCUGUUCCUUUUCUGAAUAAGAUUUUUAACCUAAUUAAAAAUAUUGAAAAUUACGUAGAUUUGAUGUAUGACGAUUUGGUUACUCUUAAGGAUGCACAGGAGGAGCUCUCCGAGGCGGGAACGUAUGAAGAAGAACUAUCUGAGGACGGAACGUAUGAGGAGGGGGUAACUGAAGAGGGGCUGUUUGACGAAGGAUUAUCAGAUGAUGAGGUGUAUUAUUCUAGUGAUUCAAAUUCGAAGAGCAUGAAGGAUGUGCACAUGCUCUAUUUUUAUAGUAACACGUUUUGUGAGGAUGAACAGGGGGGAGGAAAGAAGGGACCAACUGCUGCUACCCCGGAUAGGAACAGCACAAAUAAUAGGAGUGGUGGCUCCACGGGGGGUUUGCUACACCAUGUUAACAAAGAGGAAGCGGAGAGGUCCAACUCAAAUGGGUUAAGCAGGUUCAAAGUGUUCAUGAAUAGGUCAAUCACGAAGAGCAAAGUGAACGAAGAAGGGAUUUACAAUUACAUGCACAGUUUUUUUUUUCUAUGCGUAAGUAAUGCAAGUAUGAAAACUAGAAGGCAUGUGGUAAAAUCGUUCGACCUGAUUACGAAGUAUAUCGUGAAGGAUGAAUACAGAUUAAAUAGAGUCAAAAAGAAAAGCGGCAUUUUCUCUCCGCCAAUUGUAAUUAUUAGAGAUGUGGAAAAUGAAGACAAAAGGUAUAAUAUAAUAAUUGAUAAAUAUGACUAUAUGUUAAGAAGCUACGUAGUGGAUUUUUUCAAGUCGAAAAGGUACAUGUACAGUUUUCUACUGUCAGUCUUCCAGUUUAGCAACAUAAUGAUUUUGUAUUUAAAAAAAACUCAUUUCAUAAGCAACGAUUUUGAUGAAAAAUUGGAUGUGCUAGAAUGCUUCAUGCUGGUAAAUUCCAAGUCUUGGUUUUACCUAAAUGUUGCGAUUGAAUGUGUGCAGAAAUAUAUGCAGAAGAGAAAAGCGGAUCAGUUCCUACUGCGAAUCCUUAAUUUGAUAGUAGACAAUGUGUGGAAAAUUAUCAUAUUCAUCGUUUUUAAUAUAAAAAUAAAAACCUUUUCGAUAAAGUCCAAGACGCAUUCUAUACGUAUUUUCGCAAGAGACUCCUUGCUACUAUUUUUGAACUUUUUUUCCACAUGGAUUUUGUUCAUCAGAAAAUUUUAUGCAAAAGGGGAUCCUUUUCCCCCGGAUGUUAUACUACCUGAAUUAUUCUUCAGAAAGUUUGGCAGCCUCUCUGUGCAAAUUUUAACCAUCUUCAAUUUUGUCGAAUCGAAUUUGUCCUCACCUAGUCACCAUGAAACGAAUGCAUCAUUGUUAAUAAGGCAGAAAGAAAUCAUGGGCAACAUUUUAGAUGCACUGAUAGGUCUGGCAAAAGAUAAGGUGCCGCAUGGCCAUGAAAACGAUUUGAAUAGUCUUCUCCAGUUUAAACUAAAAUUGAACAGUUUGGCAACGCCAAAAAAUGUCCAGCAACUGACUCAUGCCUGCGAUUAUGAAGCAGUGUUUACUAAAAAGAAGCAAAUGUUAAUCGGUAAGGAGAAAGAGAAUGAUAUAUUCGUUACAGGGUUGGAGGCCACAGAGGGAAGCGGCGCAGCGUAUCUGGGUAGGUUCAUCAUAUUAGGCGGCUGGGUGAAUGCCCCCAACGCGGCGAAUUUGGCGAACCUGGCGAACUUGGCGAACAGUAACGACCCCGGCUGCAAACAUAUCUCGCGCCCCGGGCGGGAGCAUAACUCGGAUGGCUUUACGGGCAACAACGAGAAGGAGCUUGAAGCGGGGAGAUCAAGAUCGACACCGAAAGCAGCAUUGGGAGUAGCGCUAGGAGUAGCGUCCAGGUCGGCGUCCAGGUCGCACUCCCCCUCGAACAGCCUAAGUUCAAAGGAUGGCAAAUGCAAAGAAGCUGAAGGAAAGGAAAGCCAACCUAAUUUGGACCACUUGCCAGAGGAAAUGAGUAAGGAAGCAGCCUUGGAGAGGGCCAAAAAAAUUUUAGAAAAAACGGCUGCCUUCAAAACGCAGAAGAGAGCCAUCGUACUGAACGAAACAAAUGCGAAGAAUAAUAAGCAUGAAUAUUUUAAAGAGAUGAAGGAAAAGAGGCUGGAGGCAGAGAAUAGCAUGAAUAAGUACUACGUCAUGUUGCAGGAGUUCCUCAAUUGGGACUUUAGCUCUUUGGAGAGCAUUGGGAAGUACAAGAAGUGCAUUAAUGAGGAGAUCCCCCUGCGAUUCAGGAGCGAGGAGGAAUACUACAGAUUUUUUAAACCAAUGGUGCUGGAAGAGUGUAGAUGCUGCAUCGUCAACAAAAUGGCGGGCAGUACACACAAGUACGUGCUGAACUUGGUAGCGAAGAAGAAAACGUCCUACUGGAUAGAAUGGCAGAUGUCGUUGGCAAAUGAGAACACGGCAAUCGCGGAUAGCUUAAAGCCAAUGGAUUUGAUUGCCCUAAUUCCAUUCGAAAGUGAGAGAAACGUCUUGUUGGAUAACGACAAAGGGACUGUUAAGUAUCAUAAUUUGAAAAAGAUUUUAAAAUACAAUAAACAUUUAAUAGGGUUGAUAGAUUUUUCGAUGAAUAAAACGGAAAACAUGUGCGACGUUAAGUUAAUUAAUGAAGACAUUUUCCCCCCAAUAUCGGGAAAUGAAAAUAAUAGAUUAAAAUUAAAUUGCCUUACGUGUAAUAAGUUUAAUGCCUAUUUUUUGUGUAACUUAAUGACAAAUAUAAGAGAAUUUCAGAGCGUCUAUUUGAGUAGGAACUCCUCCCUAUUUAGCAUAAUUCUGAACCCUACCUUGUGUAAUAGCAACUUGAAGGAAACCAAAAAGAGGUCCUUUAGCAACGGUUGCUUGGAUGAAGAAAAUAGGGGAGCGGACAUGUGGAGAAGCAAUUUAUCCACCAUGGAAAAGUACAUAUUGAGUGUUAUGAAAGAUUAUAAUUUAUUGAAUGCGUCUCAAAUAGAGGCCGUUAAAAUGGUUUUCCUGAAUAAAAAUAGCAUUUCGUUAAUACAAGGCCCACCAGGCACAGGCAAGACGAAAACGGUUAUUGGGAUUAUAUCCGCUUUGUACGCAAUUAUUAAUCACAGGAAUUGUGAGGAAAAAAGAGAACUACCCAAAAAAAAGAAGGAUUGUGCUUAUAAUGAGCAGAGCGAAAAUUGCAAUAAAAAAAUUUUGGUUUGUUCCCCCUCCAAUUCUGCGAUCGACGAGAUUGCCAAGAGGAUCCUAAAUGAUGGGUUAAUAAAUUUUGCCAGCAUUGGUGGCCCGCAAGGUGGCGGCAAAAGGGGCAGCGGCAGUAGCAGUAGGAACAACAGCAGCAACAACAGCAGCAACAACAGCAGUAACAGCAACGGUAGCAGCAAUAACAGAAGCAACAUGGGCCUAUUUUGGGGCGGCGGCCAGGUUAACAGUGGAACGGUUCCAAAGAUGAAGAAAAUGAUGAACGCGCAAAAUGCACACAAAAGAGCGAAAAGCGGGAAUGCAGAGGAAAGCCACACUAGGGAUAGGGACUUCCCAAAACAAACCAUCACGCCUAAGUGCAUCCGAAUAGGUAUAUCGAAGAGGACCCAUGAAGAAAUACAACCCAUUUCGCUAGAUUACAUAUUUAGUAAGAGAAAAAAUAUGGAAAAAAACGUGUACGAAACGCGCUUUAAUGAUAAAAAGAAUAAAAUAUCUCUUUGUGUUAAGGCGAUAGAUCACACAUGUGACAGAGUGGAAGAAGUGAGAGGCAAAUUAAAUCACAACGAUUCUAAGAAGUACUGCUUCGAUUUUAACGAAACCAAAUCUAAGUCAUCAUCGCUUGAAAAAAUUGAAAAUGCAAACGACUUUUUUCCAGAAGAAAUUAUAAGCAAUGUGGAUAUAAAAUAUUUAGAAAAAUUGCUAUACCUAUUUAAUGAAUCUUUUUCUCAUUACGAAUGGAGUUUGGAAAAACUGAAAGCAGAAAAAAAAUGCUUUGACGAGAAAAAACAAAAAUUGAUAGAAACGGACAAGGAAAUAGGUUCCUUCUAUGCAAAUAGUAAUAAAGACAAUAUGGUUUUCGAAAGUGAAGUGAUAUUUAGCACCCUAUCGGGAAGUGCAUCUCCCGUAAUUGAAAACUUAGAAUUUGAAUACUUAAUAAUAGAUGAAGCUUGUCAGUGUGUGGAAUUAAGUUGCUUAAUACCUUUCAGAUUAAAAAUAAAAAAUGUAAUUAUGUUGGGAGAUCCAAAGCAGUUGCCAGCCACCACGUUUUCGUCUGAUUGUACAAAAUAUGGGUACAGCAGAUCACUUUUUGAAAGGCUGCUACUGUGUAAUGCGCCAAACGUUUUGCUGAAUGUGCAGUAUCGUAUGAGAGAAGAAAUAUGCUGCUUCCCGAACAUGUAUUUUUACAAAGGGUUGAUAAAAAAUGAUGAAAAUUUAAUGAACAAGCCUUCAUUUUAUUUGCAUUAUUUAAAUCUAUAUGGGUGUUAUAAAUUUAUCAAUAUCGAGGGAAUAGAGUCCACCACAUAUCAUAAGUCGUACAUUAAUUAUGUGGAGGCCUAUUUCAUAUUCAAAUUAGUAUUAUACAUUCACCACUUUUUUAGUAACAAAAAUGGUGAAAAUCCAAUUCCUAGUUUUUACAAAUUGUCUGCGAAUUUUAGCUUAAGUGAUAUAGGAAUUAUUUGUCCUUACCUAUCUCAAGUGCAUUUGAUAAAAAGAAUGUUUGAAGAUCAUUUUCCUUUGAGUAGCUCGCCGGAAGUUUCCACGGUGGAUGCAUUUCAAGGGAGAGAAAAGAGCAUCAUCAUUUUCUCAUGUGUACGUUCAAAUCGUCAGGCGCUGGAAAUGUUUAGAAACAGGGAUGAAUUAGAAAAUGCAAGUGGGAAUUUCUACCCACGUGGGAAAAGGGGAGGUCAUCGUAGUUAUAGUGACCGCAGUUUGGAUGACCCCCCUUUUGACGACGCCACUUCGGAAGAUUCCUGUGUUGACGAGCUGCACACGAAGAAGUGGUUCAACGUGGACCGGAAAUUUGGGCAAGCUGAGAAUGACUUCAAAUCGGUACAUAAUAAACGUGGAAAUAAUAUCGGGUUUUUAAAAGAUGAAAGAAGAUUAAAUGUGGCGCUUACCAGAGCGAAGGAUUGCUUAUGGAUCAUAGGAAAUAAAAAAAAUUUAGAAAAAAACGCAAUGUGGGAUUCGUUAAUAAAAAAUGCAGUUGCAAGAAAUUAUUACUCCGAUUUAGAUCUAAAUUUUGGCCGAAGCACCACAGAGGAAAACAUAAAAGGAAUAAUUGAUACGUAUUUUUCUCAAAUUGGUAAGAAUUCCACGGAAGGGGAAAACUGCAAGGAUGGUGAAAAUGACAUAAACCACGAGAUAUUUAGCUCAUCCAAUUCUGAGAGUAGCACAAAUGGAUUCAGAAAAAAUAACGGAAGUCUCUUUAAAGAAAGAAAAAAAUUUUCGCGAGUAAAUUAUAUCACUGGAACUGAGAAAAAAUUGAAAACCAACAUGAAUGCGAGUAGCGGGGCUCAACGUGAAUUCAUGUUCAGCAAGGCUUACACUGGCAACAGAUAUUGGGGGAAUGGCGAAAAUGGAAAAAAUGGAGCCAUAAGAAAUGGUAAUUUUGGGAGGAACGUAAAAAAAAGGCCAAACGAUGGCAAUAGAGAAGCCGAGCAGGAGGAACUGUCCCAAAAAAAAAGGAGACACAACAACUACUGA
Plasmodium vivax (malaria parasite P. vivax) is the source of this 8004-nucleotide messenger RNA. RefSeq lists its product as hypothetical. NCBI's taxonomy places the organism in Eukaryota, Apicomplexa, Aconoidasida, Haemosporida, Plasmodiidae. Gene Ontology annotation, molecular function: helicase activity. The record is from RefSeq and is a predicted model, not a curated record. The coding region runs from base 1 to 8004 and encodes 2667 amino acids. The transcript is spliced from 4 exons.